AUGUCCAAUCAAACACCUAUCAAGAUAAUGGACUUCCAAUUAAAGGGAGAGUUUGUUCGCAAAGCAAGUUCGUUUAGGAACUUCAUCAAGACAGGUACUCAGUACCCUCCCGAACCAAAUCGAUACCAUCUAUAUGUCUCACUAGCAUGUCCUUGGGCACAUAGAACCAUAAUAGUUCGUAGACUUAAGGGUCUUAGGCAGGUUAUUGGAAUGACUGUAGUUGAUUACUUCCUGGGAGCUGAUGGAUGGCAUUUCUCAGAGAGGGACGGCUGCGAGAUUGAUCCAAUCAACAAAUUCACUCAUCUUAGUCAGUUGUAUAAACUGUCUGAUCCGCUGUAUGAAGGUCGAUACACUGUGCCAGUGCUCUGGGACAAGAAAACAUCGACCAUAGUCAACAACGACUCUGGUGAGAUCAUCAGAAUGUUGAACGCAGAGUUCAAUCAAUGGGCCACCAAUCCAUCACUAGACCUAACGCCAAGAGAUCUAUUGUCCUCAAUCGAUGAGACCAACUCCUAUGUCUAUGAUAACAUCAACAAUGGUGUAUACAAAUGUGGAUUCGCUGGUGAUCAGCAAUCAUACGACAGUGCAUUUAAGAAUGUAUUCACUGCACUUGAUCAUUUAGAGGCGAGACUUUCCAAAGCACGCUGGUUGGUAGGCGAUAGACUAACCGAGGCCGACAUCAGAUUGUUCACGACAUUGAUCAGAUUCGAUGCUGUCUAUUAUGGUCACUUUAAGGUCAACAAGAGAAUGAUUAAGGACUAUCCUGCUUUGUCCAACUACCUCCGAUCACUCUAUCAGAACGAAGCUAUCAAGCCCACUGUCAACUUCCAUCACAUCAAACACUGUUACUACGAAUCACAAAGAUCGAUCAAUCCAUCAGGAAUCGUUCCAAUUGGCCCAGAGUUGAGCUAUCUCAACUAA
Acytostelium subglobosum LB1 is the source of this 921-nucleotide messenger RNA. RefSeq lists its product as hypothetical. Bases 1 to 921 code for a protein of 306 amino acids. The record is from RefSeq and is a predicted model, not a curated record. The transcript is spliced from 3 exons. Gene Ontology annotation, cellular component: cytoplasm. Gene Ontology annotation, molecular function: glutathione transferase activity. NCBI's taxonomy places the organism in Eukaryota, Evosea, Eumycetozoa, Acytosteliales, Acytosteliaceae.